This is a messenger RNA of Cryptotermes secundus, 2478 nucleotides long. It is a transcript of the gene tobi, whose product is annotated as myogenesis-regulating glycosidase. The record is from RefSeq and is a predicted model, not a curated record. Gene Ontology annotation, biological process: carbohydrate metabolic process. The coding region runs from base 104 to 2152 and encodes 682 amino acids. The transcript is spliced from 5 exons. Gene Ontology annotation, molecular function: hydrolase activity, hydrolyzing O-glycosyl compounds. Lineage: Eukaryota; Metazoa; Arthropoda; Insecta; Blattodea; Kalotermitidae.
GUCCCGUGAAUUUCGUUGGCAGAAGAGAAUUGGGCCAUGGCGAAUGUACAUGAGAAUAUGAAGUUGCCAGCAGUAAUUAUAAACUGACCACGCCCACUACAGAAUGACAAAAAAAAUAACAUCAGAUAAAUUUAUUUUAGUGAAAAGUGAUGAAGACCAGAAUCAGAACUUGCAUUUUUGGACUUACGUCUCUUUUCUUGCUUGUACAGUUAUCACAUUUGGUGCCCUACUGACAGUCUCUGAAGUCCAGAUAUGGUUGACUGGGCCUCGAACACCCCAAGUUACAUUCAGGCUUUUGGCAACCAGAUCAUCAGCAUCAGUAUUGCUAUGGUCUCCACAUUCCGGUAAUGGGAAACCUUUAUCAGAAAUAGACAUAACAUUCUCUGAAGAACUCGGAAAUCCUACUGUAUGUGAUGGAAAGGAAUUAGAUCUAUGUGUGAAGUGGCUUAAAGACAAAGACAAAACUGCUCGAGGAUUGUUGCAAGUGAAUGCAAUUUCAUCUGAAGAUCAAGAUGCUGUCUACUGUAGAAUGCAUGUUAUUAUAGGUCCUGAUGAUACACAGAUUGAUGCUUGUAUUCCACUGCAGGGUGACCAACUGUAUGGUGGACCCAUCACUAGUACCCAGUACUGGCCAUCACAAAAUAACACCAGAUGUGAGUCACCAUAUGUAACAGGGUUAGGAGGAAAUGAAGGUAUUGUAGAACCUUACUGGCUUACUUCUUCUGGGAAUGCCAUCUUUGUUCCUCCAGAUGUGUCUUUGUUUGUUUCUCAGAAUGAAACACACUUGUGUCUUACUAGUAAAAUACAAGAACCAUAUCUUCCUGAUCAUUCUGGAACAGUGACUCUUAAAUACAUUCUGUGUUCAGGAAGUAAUCCAGUUAUCACUCAUUUACACACCACUCGCAACUUCAUUCCACUUCCUCGUGACAUACCUGAUGAGCGAAUGUUUCAACAUCCCAUUUGGUCCACUUGGGCACAAUAUAAAAAGGUCAUUAAUACAUUCAUUAUCAAUGAUUUUGCUAAACAGAUUGUCUACUAUGGUUUCAACAACAGUCAACUGGAAAUUGAUGACAAUUGGGAAUUUUGUUAUGGCGCUGCAGAGUUUUUCAAUAAGACAUUUGAUGAUCCAAAGUCAUUAAUUGAAUCUCUGAAGAGGAAAGGAUUCCGUGUUACUCUUUGGACACAUCCUUUUAUUAAUAUAGACUGUCCAGCUCAUACCAUAGCCACAAAGAAUCAAUAUCUAGCAACAAAUGCAGAUAUGACACGUACUUUAACAGUCUGGUGGGAUGGAAUUGGUGGUGUUAUCAAUUUUACAAACCCUGAUGCAGUUUCAUGGUGGAAAGGCAGGCUACAGAACUUGAGCAGAAUGUACGAUAUAGAUGCAUUUAAAUUUGAUGCAGGCGAAGCUGCCUAUCUACCUGGAGCACCUGAAAUAGGUAAACUUGCUGGUUCAAUUCGCCUGCAACCAAACAUAUUUACUACAGAGUAUGUAAAAACAGUAGCCAGUAUAAGUGACUUGAAAUUAGCAGAAGUUCGUGUCAUACAUAGGAAUCAAGGAGAGCCCAUCUUUGUAAGAAUGUCAGACAAAUCUUCCAUCUGGAGCAUUGAAAAUGGACUCAAAGCUAUAGUCACAACUCUUCUGGCCAUGAACAUGGUUGGUUACUCCUUCAUCAUCCCUGAUAUGGUUGGAGGAAAUGGAUAUGUUAAUAUUCCAACCAAAGAACUAUUCAUCCGCUGGCUUCAAGCAAAUACAUUUAUGCCAACAAUACAGUUUUCCUAUACUCCAUGGGAUUUUGAUGAAGAGACUGUUCAGAUAGCAAAAAAAUUUACAACCCUCCAUUUUCAAUUUUCUGAUAAAAUUUUAAAACUGGCCAAAAAGAAGGUUGCAGAUGGUACUCCUAUUAAUCUUCCCCUGUGGUGGCUUGAUCCUUCAGAUGAAGAAGCACUAACAAUUGAUUCAGAGUUUCUUCUAGGAGAUGAUUUGCUUGUUGCUCCCAUCUUGAAUGAAGGAGCAGUUGCCCGAGAUAUUUACCUCCCCAUAGGAAAGUGGAGAGAUGAAUUACGACCUGGAAUUAUACAUAAUGGAAAAUGUUGGCUAAGGAACUAUACAGUGCAACUUGAUGAACUUGCAUACUUCACAAGAAUAUCUUGAGUAAUAUAAACUUUUCAAUAUCCCCAUGACAUAGUACCAUUCAGAGGACAAUAGGAACCAUUCAAAGAAGAGACCAAACAAAACCAGAUUUACAGUGUAUUAUAUCUUUCAUGAGCUGAAUAUUGUAUUGUACUAGGUGAAUGUACUUAGUACAGAGUAUAUUCAAGAUUGGCAGUAAUUAAAAAGUUUAUAUUACUACAGUUUCUAUUACUUGAAACAUGUACAUUUAAUAUAGAUUGCUCAUGAUGGUCUAACCUCACAAUACAAAAACAAGAUUGUAAUAAUUAUUUUUAAUGAAAAAUAAAACUAGGAGUGGCUAUUUUAAA